CUUGCGCAAUUUCAUCUUCUAAAGUUCAAGGGUGAAAAGAGGCUCACCUUUGCUUUGCUUUGCAGCAAACGACACUCAAUCAUUGCAGAGAACAGCUGGACCGCAGACAGGAGUGCUUGUCACCACAAGUGGAAAGUAGCGUUAUCGUCGUUAGCGCACGUUAAAGAUGGGCGAGUGGGGCUUUUUGGCAUCCCUGCUGGACAAAGUGCAGUCGCACUCCACCGUCAUCGGGAAGGUGUGGCUUAGCGUCCUCUUCGUCUUCCGAAUCAUGAUCCUCGGCGCCGGCGCAGAGAAGGUGUGGGGCGACGAGCAGUCCAAGAUGAUCUGCAACACCAAGCAGCCCGGCUGCAAGAACGUGUGCUACGACCACGCCUUCCCCAUCUCCCACAUCCGCUUCUGGGUCCUGCAGAUCAUCUUCGUGUCCACGCCCACGCUCAUCUACCUGGGCCACGUCAUGCACGUCAUCCACAAGGAGAACAAGCUGAGGGAGGCCAUGAGGACCCCAACCGGCGGCGUGGUCAAGUCCCCCAAGUACUCGGACGAGAAGGGCCAGGUGAAGAUCAAAGGCGACCUGCUGGGGAACUACAUGACGUCCAUCUUCUUCCGCAUCUUGCUGGAGAUGGCCUUCAUCGUGGGCCAGUACUACCUGUACGGCUUCAUUAUGGACCCCAGGAUCGAGUGCUCGCGGAAACCGUGCCCCUUCACAGUUGAGUGCUACAUGUCGCGGCCCACCGAGAAGACCAUCUUCAUCAUCUUCAUGCUGGUCAUGUCCUGCGUCUCCGUGCUGCUCAACGUGGUGGAGAUUUUCUACCUGGCGUGUUCUCGCAGCGCCAGGCGGAAGGCCAAAGUGGGCGCCCUCGCUCUGCGCUCCCCCAUGAACGGCGACCGUUACACUAAAGCCUGAAGAAGAGACGAAAACGUUCAAGAACUUUGACUUUUUUUUAUGAGAAAACUGGAUAUAAAGCACUAAUGUUGGCUUGUUUAAUACGUUUUAUGGAGAUGAUGCUGUCAUUUAAUGCUAAACCUCCACUCGUUAUUUGUAUUAAACAACAUAAAGAAAUAUGAGCCACCUUUUUCAAUGACACAUAUUUUAAUCUGUUAUUUAUUGCAUCCUAAAAGAAUAUUUAUCAUAGGAGAAAAAUAAAUUGCACUAUUAAGAAAUAUUUCUAAAAAUCUUGUACAAUUACAAAAAAUGUUUGUAUUACUGGAAAUGUUAAUAAAUCAAUGUCAUUUUAUAACAACCAUAUUUUUUCAGAAAAAAAUACCAUCUCGCUUCUCUCUCAGGCUAUUAAUUAUAAUCACCACUUUGCAAAAAUCUAAGUAUGUAGGAAGCAGACUCAAAAUAAUAAACAAAGGAGAGAGAUAAGUCUUGCUCACACACACACAAGCGAACGCACAAGCACCCAAUCCUGAUGGAUCAUGAAAUCAAUGUGAUCGCUCCUUCCAGUUAUUAAUAAUACCUACCACCUUACAUUCAUCCAUCCAGUUUCUUGUCCCUCUAGGGGGCUGGGCCGAUAAACAGACAGCUUGUCUGAUAAAAAUAAGCAGCCUGAGCAAACAGACUCAAAAAAUACACAAAGUGAAAAAUUGUGAUUGGCAUGCUUGUGCACAAGCACACUCACGAGUGCCCAUUCCGGAUGUGUCAUAAAAUCAAUGUGAUUACUUCUCCCGCCAGUUAAUGAUAAUCACAUCCUUCUCUGAUAUAAAUAAGCAGAAAAGCUCAACAUAUUGAACCAAAAAAACGAAACUUUAGUUUGUUCGCUCAUGCACAAGUACAGUCACGAGCACCAGAAUGUACCAUACAAUAAAUAUAAUUGCUCCUCCCACCAGUUGUUAUUGAUAACCACCACAUUGUCUAACACAAAUAGGCAUAUAACAGACUCAAAACAACACAAAAAGACCAGAGGCCAGGCUUGCUCAUGCACGAGCAACUGACCUGGAAGUAUCCCAAAAUGUGUAAUUUGUCGCGGCGCGGGGCUGCGGUAGUUGUUACCCCAACUACAACCUGUCGGGAGUAAAUCCUGACAAUGUGAUCGCUCCUCCCGCAAGUUAUUAAUGAUUACCAACACCUUGCCCAAUUAAGUUAAUCAGAAAACAGGCUCAAAAUAAUGCUCAAUAUGGUUGGCUCGCUCACACACAAGAACUUGCACGAGGGCCCAUCCUGGAUCUAUCAUCAAUGCGAUCGCUCCUCCCCCCAGUUGUUAAAGAUUUCAGCCACAUUGUGCAAUAUAAAUGUACACAAAUAUACACAAGAUUUAGAAUUUUUAGGAGAAAUUUUGUAAAAUAUACUAAUUGUUCUACAGAAGUUAAAAUAUCACCAAAUAGAGUCGUAAUAUUAUAAUAUUCCAUCCAUCCAUCCAUCCAUUUUCUACCGCUUAUUCCCUUUUUGGGGAGGCGGGGGGGUGCUGGCGCCUAUCUCAGCUACAAUCAGGCGGAAGGUGGGGUACACCCUGCACAAGUCACCAUCUUAUCGCAGGGCCAACACAGACAGACAGACAUCAUUCACACUCACAUUCACACACUAGAUUUAAAUAAAGAAUAAUAUUUUGUAAAAAUAGUUUCUAUGUUUGUGUUUUCUGGCUUUUGUUCAUAACCUCAAAAUAAUUUCUGUUCAGUGUAAAAAAAAAAAAAAAAAAACAUAUUUGUUGGUGUUUAUCCUCAUCACUUUUUGUAUUGAUCCUUAGAGGAGCCAUAUGUAAUAAUUUCAUGUCAAGUCAUCAUUAAAUGGCCCUGAUAUGAUAAAAAGGCAUUAAUAAAUAAUUUUAUUUUCGAAUACCUCUCUAACUGAUAACAGUAGUUCAGCCGUGACAUGUUCAAUUCAUAAUUUGAUUUACAGCCCCAAAAUCUUGUUAUUGUUUUAAUGUCGAUGUCCCGCCCUCUAUGGUUUGAACGAUUAUAAAAUCAGUGAGUGUGUCACAUCCGGGUUGCUAGUCAUGCACCGCCCUCUUUGUCUGGCAAUUGCCACUGGUAAAGUUAUUAAACAUGUCAGACCUUAGUAAAUCUAAAAGUUGUCGUUACGAUUCUCAAUUUAUUCAUGACAAAGCCAGGAACAAAACGAGGAUUUGUAUCGAGGAUGCCUUUGAAAGAUGGAAACGAGUGAAGGCGGAGAAUAUUUUUUCAUCUGAUGCCAAACUUGCUAAUUUCCUCCUUGAUAUGUAAGUAAAGAAUUUACAUUUUCUUGUUACUUGUAAUAAAUGGAAACUGACAUUUUGUAUGCAAACUAUAUUGUCCAAUAUAGUUUAUGAUUUUGUCUAACAAAACUAGUAUGUUCGUGCAACGAAUGCUUAGCAUGCUAGCCCGGUCAAUGGGAGCAUACAUACGGCGGAAAUAAAUGCCCCUUAGCCUGUAUGUCGAUGUGUAAUUGUAUUGACAGGGCAAAAUAUAUUUUCGACAAAUAAAACCUAUGUGGAUAUG
This is a messenger RNA of Nerophis ophidion (straightnose pipefish), 3414 nucleotides long. RefSeq names its product gap junction Cx32.2 protein-like. Gene Ontology annotation, cellular component: connexin complex. The record is from RefSeq and is a predicted model, not a curated record. Gene Ontology annotation, biological process: cell communication. NCBI's taxonomy places the organism in Eukaryota, Metazoa, Chordata, Actinopteri, Syngnathiformes, Syngnathidae. The transcript has 3 exons. The coding region runs from base 167 to 904 and encodes 245 amino acids.